CUGCAGUGUAGUUGCUCGUAGUCGUCAGUUUGUCAUCGAUGCACUUGGGUGUUGCACUUCGAUUCCAAUCUGGCAGUUAGUUCAAUCGCGACGGCAUCCGAGGUUAGACUGUGAAAUCCUUUCCGCUCCGCAAUCAUCGUUCGACCUUUGAGUAGGUUUUGAAUUUUGAUUUGCUUCGAUCGCGUUCCUGCCACUUGAUUGCCACCGAGAGGAUCGUGCAUCGGCGGCAUUCUGAAUGCGGGGGAAAUUUUGCAUUUGUCAAUUUGCAAUUUUUCUGCUUUUCGUCAAGUCCGCCGAAAGUGACGUAAAUCGAUGGUUUUGAAAAAAAAUCAUCCAAGUAAACACAUCGCACCACUGAUCAUCAUCGUGUGCGGGAGUUAGAUUCCGUCAGAUCCCGAAAGUGACACCGAUGAAGUUGUGAUUCUUUCGGUUUUGGUUGCUGGACCGCGUUGUAUGUUUCUUUCGUUUUUUUUUUCUUGCUGUGCGCUCUCGGACAUCCUUCGCCCGGUUACCGGGCGCGUGUGAUUGCACGAUAAGAGUUCACGUGCCGCGAACCCCGCUCGCUCGGUGGGUGAUGAGAAUGUGUGCAAAAUACUCCUCCGUGCGAUAUCAUCUGUUGUGAAAAUAAAGAAACUGAAUCGAAUUGAUGCUCAGCUGCUGUGAGUGGUGGCAGGGGAAAGAUGAAUAGUGAACCAGAAUAUGUGAAAGAGAACGUGGCAACGCGAAAGUGUGCUAUCAAUAAAAAACAACAUUGAUAAAAUUAGUUUACAGUCAAGUAACCGGAAAAAUACUGAGUGUUUGUGGUGACAAAUGAGAUAAUAAACAGUGAAGUUUCCACGUGUCAGUUAGCGGCUAUUUUAUUGUGGCAAUAACGGAGCAGCAGUGCAGUGUGUUCGGUGCUGUCACAGAAAAUUAGGCUGAGAUUUUGUAGUGUUUUUUGUUAUUGGUGCGAGCUCGGAACCGGUUACGAUUAAACGUGCGAAGAAGCGCAUAAUUUUAAACAGAUUCCGAUCCGCGCUGUGCAGAACGGUGAACUAUUCGUCCCUUGUUUUUUGAACGACGCGUUGUCCACUCGUCCAUUCGGCGCUACAAUCGCGUUUAGCAUGUAACAUGACUGAAGCACUUGCUCCAUGACCAGUAGUAGUAGUGCAGUAGCCUAGCGACUCGAUGUUUUCUGAAUGCGUCGUCUCUGAUGUGUUAUGUGUAUUGUCUCAUCUGACACCCGGUAUCGAUAUCUGCUGUCUCUAGGGAGCUUGUACGAUAUUUCGACCUCAUCGGAGAUAGCGAAGCACUGACACGCGCGAAGACGAUUGUGCUCGGUUAACAUUAUUAAGCUUAUUACCCAUUUAGGUACGCGGUAUAGUGAUUAGAAUCGGUGCGGGGUCUACGGAUUCUGGCAUCGGCAGCGAUAUCUAGCGGGUUUUUUGGUUUGAUCGUCCCGGGGUUCAUGGUUUCGCAGGAUCGCUGGAUGGUGACGAUGUCCGAUUCGGGCUACGAAUCCAGACCGGACGGCAACGGUGCGUCCAGUUCGAGCAACAACACCCAGAAUCCUCGAACGCCCCCGAACUGUGCCCGCUGUCGCAACCAUGGUCUGAAGAUUGCCCUCAAGGGCCACAAGCGCUACUGCAAGUAUCGCAACUGUGACUGCGAGAAGUGCUGCUUGACCGCCGAACGGCAGAGGGUGAUGGCACUGCAAACGGCACUCCGCCGUGCCCAGACGCAGGACGAGCAGCGGGCUCUCAACGAUGGCGAAGUGGCCCCCGAACCGGUACAUAAUAUUCACAUACCAAAGUUGUCCGAACUGAAAGAGAUGAAACAUAAUUUGAUGCAUAAUCCUCAGACGAGAUCGUUGAUCGACUGUGACUCGUCGACCGGAUCGAUGAACUCCACACCGGGCACAUCGUCCAUGGCGCUGCCACUACAUCGGAGAUCACCGGCGGCGGCUGUUCAUCCCGGGGAAGCUCAACAUAUUGGAGGUGAGGAAUAUGCCACAAAAACUGCCAAGAUGACGACUCCAAAUCACACAAGUGUAUCUCCAGAACCUGCCAAUCUUCUACCAGUGGUCUCAUCCAUUAGGGUGCAACAUCAUGGUCCAGAUUCAGGAGCAGAUGACGAACUGGUGAAACGAUCUCAGUGGCUACUGGAGAAGCUCAACUACCCCUGGGAGAUGAUGCCCCUGGUUUACGUGAUACUGAAGGGAUGCGACGGAGAUGUCCACAAGGCGCACCAGCGGAUCGACGAAGGAAAAUCCGUCAUCAAGUCCUACGAGAUACUACUGGGGCACCACGAUCAGGACAGGCUGUUGGAGGACGACGAGAACAUUUCGGUAACGCGAACCAACUCGACCUUCCGGUCGCGGUCCAGUUCACGGUCCCGGUCACGCCAAGCCGACACUCCCCGUGAUGAUGGCGUUCUGAAUCUGGACACGAAAACGAGAAAGGUUCCAGCCGACGAAGAACGGUUAGCGUACGACGAAACUAGCGCUCGCAGUAAAGAGUCGGAAGAGCUGAAGUCUCGACUGGAAAACGUGUAUCAAAGUAGUGUCGAACGGCAGAGCAGAAAGAAAAUAAAGCGGUACAGUCCGGUCGAAGAUGUGGACACUGGUUCUGAGCAGAAGACACAUCGGGAUAAUGACUAUCCGAACAGUUUGGAAGCGUUCCGAGGCGCAAAAAGCAAAAAACCUCCGUACAAAGAAGAAACGGUCAUACACCCGUACGAUGGCGACAAGGACAAACCCGAAUCGCUUCUACCAAAGAAUUACAUGGAGCAAUUGGACCUUCUGAAAUAUAAAUGCAAUGGAGUGGAACCAAAUAAUUUUCCACUACCAUUUCCUAUUCCCCAUCCGGUAUCAGAGGGCACGAAUCGAGUACUAUACCCGGCCGAGUUCCUGCCCUAUCUGCUGCAGCCGUAUCCCGCGAGUGGCAGCGAAUCCAGCAUCCCGAUGUUUCCGAACCAUUUCGUCGGAUACCCGCAUCAACGACUCUUCGCGGUUUCCGACGAUUGCUAUCCGAAGGAGGCGUUCAAGGUACCAAUUCCGCACUUUUCACCGAAGGCUUCGCAGUCCAAGGGUGACCCGUUCUAUCCACAUCGGAUAGAGCCAAGCCUGCCGCCAAAUCAGUCCUCUGUUGCACUCAUACACUAAUCGUAACCGCAUCGCGCUUAAGGUAACCAGAACUCGGACACGGUUGGCUGGUUGGGAUCUGACACGGAAACGCUUUGCUUUUGUGCUGCCGCUUUGCUACGCUGUUCGAUGAAGGUUCGACAACUUGCGCAUGGUGCGUCUCUCAUUCCUCGCCACUUGGUUACCACGGUCCCCGGUUGACCUUCACGGAUUGGAUUCUCGAAUAUUAGAUGGGAAUUAUUACUCAAACUAUCCGGAAAAUUUUAAUUGAAACAUCAUUCGAGCUUAUUAAAAAUUGGCCAUCAUCUCAAACCAAACGUUCUGUGUUUCUUCAAGCAGAUUCUAGCACCGCGUCCUAUAUUUUUGUUUUGCUUGUUUUGAUCUUGAAUGUCCAACUCAUUUACUGUGAUUGAAGUACGGAAUUAGACUUACGCGAUUCUCAACAAAUGAAAGUUGAAUGAAACAUCGUAUGCAAAGAAGGUGUGGGCCGUUGUAGAAUCUACAUAAUCGUAGUUGUUUGAACUGUGAUAAUAAAUUAAAAAGGUCAAACUUGGGCUCGAGCGGAGGUUCUAUGGUAUAUGAUAGGCCCGAAAAACGUUAUGUAUUAGCUCACUGUUUGAACGUGUGAUGUUGAGUUAGUAGAUUGCCUAAACUAAGAUGAUGUGAAUGGAAGCGGAAAUUGUGAUCCUCGCCGGCAGGUUGACGAGAAGCCCACUGAUGUUCUCAUGAUAAAGUAAAAAACUGUUCGCCAUUCGUUUUCCCUUUUUCUUCUCCUCAGUGUUGCCCCUACCUUUCAGCACAUCUUUUGACAUGCGAGCCAAAACCAAGUUUGUAAGCUAAGUGAAGCUGCUUUCAAUCUGUCGAAGUGUUGUCGUAAUACGCAAUGCACAGAUAGCCAUAUUUAAAUAGAAUAUAAUUCGUAGCAAAAGAUGUGCACUUCCAUUUACCGUUUAUUUCUACUAGAAGUCAAACUUUUGUUCUUCGUUUUUGUUAAGUUUCCUAAUACGGUUACAAUUACGCUACUUGUUGAAAUGUUCAAAUCCUAAUUUGUUCCGCAGAGCAGAGCUACGGCAAACAAGUGUUAUCUUAAUUGUACAGAAAAAAUGUAAGUAAAGUACAAUGAUUAAAGCGUGAAACAAAUUAACUCCAUUUCAAGUUCUGUUCGAACAAUCUGGAACAUCUCCCAUGGUUGGUGUUUUUUUAGCAAUUGGAAUGUGAUAUUCAAGUAGCAGUUUGCUACUGCUUCGACACUGUGUGACUUCCUUGGAUAAACCGAACAAAUGUAAAUCAAUUCAAACGAAACCCCCCCACUGUAACAAUACUCUCUAUCGACUUAAAAUUGUAAGCAUACCAAAACUUCUGCAACAACCGAAUCAUUUUAAUUUCUCAAAAUAAAGUUUCCUAUCCAAAUUUUACGAACAUCAUCCCCAAGCUUGUACGGUUCCAAAAAUAAUGCAUCGUCCAAUAGCAAGAAAAAAAAACUUCAACAUUUCAAAUUGCACUGUACAGUCAAAGCACUGGUUUGUACUGAGAACAAAACAAACAAACAAAAAAAAUCUACAAAGCUGAAUGUAAAUAUAGAACCUUUCUUAUCUUCCGCCGUUUAACAACUCUCGCUACAUGUGUCUGUAAUUUAAUAUAAAACCCAAGCAUAGGCAGUAAAUUGAUAAUAAUAAAUGAACAAAGAAUGGUGCAAAACACAAACACAGGAACGUAGCAAAUCAAAACUGACAACUGGAGGAAAAAGGUUACUUACGAAAUGACGGUAGACUAUGAAAAACCCAGCAAUUUAAAAUGUGAAAACCAGUUGAUUCAAUACUAGAAUACUAAGUUAAAGCUGUAAGCUAAGCUGUUUGUAAAGUCGAUGAAAAAUCACACCACUCUUUUUGUCCAAUGCGCGCUGAGUGAAUAGGAACACGGUAUAGGACCGUUUCAUUCUUUCGAAAAGUGCUAGGAAACCUAAGAUUUUGCAUCUCGAUGUGGUAGCGCCAGGUGAGUGCACUACCGGUACUGGUCGAGUCGAAUGGAACCUAUCCAUUCGGCUGCCAGCAAUAGUUUCAACGAUUAUAAUUAUGAAUUAUGGCAAAACAACAGUAACCGUAAUAAUGAAAAUAAAUUAUGAUUUGAAAUAUGGA
This is a messenger RNA of Malaya genurostris, 5256 nucleotides long. RefSeq lists its product as uncharacterized. The record is from RefSeq and is a predicted model, not a curated record. Gene Ontology annotation, cellular component: nucleus. Gene Ontology annotation, molecular function: DNA-binding transcription factor activity, RNA polymerase II-specific; RNA polymerase II cis-regulatory region sequence-specific DNA binding. Gene Ontology annotation, biological process: regulation of transcription by RNA polymerase II; sex differentiation. Lineage: Eukaryota; Metazoa; Arthropoda; Insecta; Diptera; Culicidae. The transcript has 8 exons. Bases 1448 to 3142 code for a protein of 564 amino acids.